ACCGGCCGGCGGGUACAGAAGCGGAGUCCUGGGUGCGUCGAACUCAGUUGUCAGCCCGCCUGCCCGCCAGCCCUCAGAGCCUCGCCAUGUGCUGCUACAUCUACCAGCUGCCCUCCUGGGUGCUGGACGACCUGUGCCGCAACAUGGACACGCUGAGCGAGUGGGACUGGAUGCAGUUCGCCUCCUACGUGAUCACAGACCUGACCCAGCUGCGGAAGAUCAAGUCCAUGGAGCGGGCCCAGGGCGUGAGCAUCACACGAGAGCUCCUGUGGUGGUGGGGCAUGCGGCAGGCCACCGUCCAGCAGCUCCUGGACCUGCUGUGCCACCUGGAGCUCUACCGCGCGGCCCAGAUCAUCCUCAACUGGAAACCAGUUCUUGAAAUCAAGUCUUCCAUCCCAGACUUCUUGGACACUGUGAAGCCAGGAAAGCCUUUGGCAGCUUCUGUAAGAAACACUGAGGAUGAGCAAGAAACGGGGCAGCCUGUGAGGCCACCCACCUUUCCAGGCUCAGGACCUGCUGCAGCCAGAGUCAGCCUCCCAGCCUCUCCUGAACAUGCCUCUCCUUCCUUAAAAACUGACCAGCCUGCCUCAGCUGAUUCAAAGGAUUUCAGUGCCUCCAUUCCUAAGCAAGAGACACUUUCAAGCCUCGCUGAAGAUGACCUUUUCUGGAGUGAGGUAGAUGUGAUCCAGGCAACUGAUAACUUCAACCCAAGCCACAAAAUCAGUGAGGGGACCUUUGCUGACGUCUACAGAGGGCAAAAGCAUGGCACACCGUUUAUCUUCAAGAAGCUCAGAGAGAUGGCCUGUUCAGGUCCAGGAUCAAUUGAGAAAUUCUUCCAGGCAGAGAUACAAAUUUGUCGCAGAUGCUGCCACCCCAACGUCUUACCUCUGCUGGGCUGCUGCACUGGAGAACAGUUUUACAGCUUGAUAUACCCAUACAUGGCAAAUGGUUCUUUACAGGACAGACUCCAGGGUCAGGGUGGCUCAGACCCCCUCCCCUGGCCCCAGCGCAUCAGCGUCUGCUCAGGACUGCUUCACGCGGUGGAGCACCUGCACAGCUUGGAGAUCAUCCACGGCAAUGUCAAGAGCUCCAAUGUUUUGCUAGAUCAAAACUUCACCCCCAAGCUGGCUCAUUCGAUGGCUCACCCAUGUCCUGUCAACAGAACAUCAAAAUACACCAUGAUGAAGACCCACCUUUUCCAGGCCUCCGCUGCAUAUCUUCCGGAAGAUUUCAUCAGAGUGGGGCAGCUGACAAAGCGAGUGGACAUAUUCAGCUGUGGAAUAGUGUUGGCCGAGGUCCUCACAGGCAUCCCUGCGAUGGAUAACAACCGGAACCCGGUUUACUUGAAGGAUUUACUGCUCCAUGAAAUUCCCAGCAGCACCACAUCGCUCUGCUCCAGGAAGACGGGUGUGGAGAAAGAGAUGGCCAAGGAGAUCUGCCAGAAAUACCUGGAGAAGAGAGCAGGGAGGCUGCCGGAGGCCUGUGCCGAGGCCUUGGUCAUGGCCGCCUGCCUCUGUCUGCGGAGGCGCAACGCCAGCCUGGCAGAGGUGUGUAGCUCCGUGACUGCUGUGGAGGAGCAGCUGAGAGGUCCAGAGACCUCGCUCCCUUGUAGUGGGCUUUCUGAGGCCACAGGCUCUUCCUCCAACACCCCGGAAGAAACAGAUGACGUGGACAAUUCCAGCUUCAAUGCCUCCUACUCCAUGAGGGCUGCACCCUGGGCUGCGGCUACCUCCUCGCCUCCCCCGAGCGCAGAUGAAGAAGGCAUGCUGCUGGCUGGUGGAGCAAUGGACGCUGACUCCUCCGCUGAGGCCUGUGCCUCUCCAGAGCCUCCCCAGGAUGCUACAGAGACUUCCUGGAAAAUUGAGAUCAAUGAGGCCAAAAGGAAACUCAUGGAGAAUAUCCUGCUUUACAAAGAAGAGAAACUGGAUAGCAUUGAGCUUUUUGGCCCCUGAUGACUUGAACACAGCUGAGGACCCUUGUCCUCCAUUGGAAAGAUGAACAUCAAAUCAAGAAAAAGAUCUAAGGAAGAACCAAGAUCUCCCAGGAAACACCAAACAUCAGCUUCCCUUUGGUCAGGCGGAGAGACACUUCCACUUUUCCAGAGUGAGUCAGGGGAGAUAGGACUCAGCUUUCCAAGACACAAAAAUCCAUGAAGUCCUCUUCCUUUCUGGGAUUUGUCAAUCAGAGCUCUGGGUUAUCAGGACACUGAAGUGGAAACCCUGGUACAUGAGCCCAGGAUGUGGGCAAUUUUGUGGUUCUGGGGAGUAUGUGAUGAUAUCCGCCCCCGCAGAUGCCGUUGCCUGGCUCUCACCCUCGACAACCACUGGAGCAUUCUGAGUGCUGUUGGCACUUUCCGACGCUAAGCUCUCUAGGUCAUAUUUGCCACCAGCCGCCUGCAAACUUCCAUGACCUCAAAGACUUUCAACUUGCGUCCCAGUUCGGUUCUUCACUCCUUCCUCAAGGUCUCAAGUUUUACACAUGCCAGACACUUGGCAGAAGGCACUGGAGGUCUCUCUGCUUUCUCUUUUGGAAAUCUCGCAACUCACAGAUAUUUAUUUAAUGCUUACUCUGCACCUUUAUUUUCCCACCCCACUAAUGCUAAUACUUUAAAGGAGCUGUUAUUUAGAGAGUAUGUGUUAUUUAUGGCUGGGUGAAGAACCAGGGGAACUAGUUUCAUGAUUGUUUCUGCUGCUAAUUAAGUCAAGCAUUUAAUUUUGGGGACCUCAGUUUCCUUGUAAGUAACAUGCAUUCAUUCAUUCUCCCUCCCUGGGCUGUUGGGGAGGAAGAGGUAGAGACAUGUCUACAGAAAUACUUGGAAAAUGCACAUCUUGUUUUAUUAAAUAAAUUUUUAAAACGGA
Molecule: messenger RNA, 2858 nt
Organism: Cervus elaphus (red deer)
Lineage: Eukaryota; Metazoa; Chordata; Mammalia; Artiodactyla; Cervidae
Gene: IRAK2
Product: interleukin 1 receptor associated kinase 2
Exons: 13
Coding region: 87-1952 (621 amino acids)
Biological process (GO): protein phosphorylation; interleukin-1-mediated signaling pathway; intracellular signal transduction
Cellular component (GO): cytoplasm; plasma membrane; nucleus
Molecular function (GO): ATP binding; protein binding; protein kinase activity
Source: RefSeq, a predicted model, not a curated record